UGCGCUUCCGCGCCGUACCGUUUAGUCGACAGAGAUUUGUUAACGCGCUCGGUUCGUCGGUUAAUAGGACAGCUCGAUAUUUAAUAAGUGAAGUGAUGCCAAGUGUUCUACUGCCUCAAUAAGAAUUUGGUUAAAUCACAUCACAAGUGUUUGGCGACGUGCUAAGCAUUAUGCACUCCUUCUAUGCAUUAUUCAUAUUUUGCAAUAUAUUUGCAAGCAUUCGAACUGAAGCCGGUGAAUUUGAGAAACUAGUUAUACCGGCGACCUAUGCCAAGCGAGAUCUGAGCAGCGAUGGCAACAGCAGCGCCAGCAGCCACUCGGUGUCCGCCCGCUCCUACCUGGGCCAGUCGGCUGGCGCCUCGGAGUGCGCCUUUGGCACCGAGUGCACGCCCCUGCACGACUGCACGGCCAUGAUCUACGAGGUGGCCAAGAACUGUUAUUACGGCGACAAGUCGUUGUAUUGUGGCGGCGGCGAGGAGAUGCCCUACGUGUGCUGUCCAAGCAGUCCGCUGGAGAAGAAUCAGGUGUGCGGCAAGUCGCUGGUGCAGGGGCAUUUCUACCGGGGACUCGGCUCGUAUCCGUUUGUGGCGCGCGUGGGCUUUAAGCAUGUCAACACGGGCGCCUUUGCCUAUCCCUGCGCUGGCUCGAUCAUUGCGCGACGCGUCAUCCUAACGGCCGCCCAUUGUGCACUGGCCAAAGCCGAUGGCCAUCGACUCUCAUCGGUGCGCGUUGGCGAGUACGACACCUCCAGUGAUCCGGACUGCGCCAGCACUGGCUUCUGUGCACCGCGCUCAGUGAAUCAUGCCAUUAGCCAUGUGAUUGUGCAUCCCGACUACAAGCAAGGCCAAUAUCAUCAUGACAUUGCGCUGCUGGUGCUCAAAACGCCGCUCAAUUACUCGGUGGCCACCCAGCCGAUCUGUUUGCAAAAGACACGCGCCAAUCUGGUCGUGGGCAAACGGGCGACCAUCGCCGGCUGGGGCAAGAUGUCCACGUCGAGCAUACGCCAGCCGGAGAUGUCGCAUCUGGACGUGCCGCUGACCAGCUGGGAUCUCUGUCUACGCAACUAUGGCUCCACGGGCGCCCUCGAAUCACCCAACUCCAUCGAGGGCCAAUGGAUGUGCGCCGGCGGCGAGGGCAAAGACGUAUGCCAAGGCUUUGGCGGUGCGCCACUCUUCAUUCAGGAGAACAAUAUCUUCUCACAGAUCGGCAUCAUGUCCUUUGGCUCGGAUAAUUGCGGCGGGCUGCGCAUACCCAGCGUCUACACGAGCUUGGUUUACUUCCAGGAAUGGAUACAUGACAAUACGCCGCCAGAGUAGACACAGCUACUGUUCAUAAUUUUCCUAAGCUAAGCUUAACUUUUAAA
This is a messenger RNA of Drosophila arizonae, 1363 nucleotides long. Its product is annotated as chymotrypsin-like protease CTRL-1. Gene Ontology annotation, biological process: proteolysis. Gene Ontology annotation, molecular function: serine-type endopeptidase activity. Lineage: Eukaryota; Metazoa; Arthropoda; Insecta; Diptera; Drosophilidae. The record is from RefSeq and is a predicted model, not a curated record.